Messenger RNA from Mesocestoides corti, 360 nucleotides. Lineage: Eukaryota; Metazoa; Platyhelminthes; Cestoda; Cyclophyllidea; Mesocestoididae. The record is from the annotation of a GenBank genome assembly.
AUGGACAGUGUUGAUGGUUCCAGUGUCUGCUACGACUCGAGCACCAUUUCGCUCGACAUUUUCCGUCGACUAACCACCUACAUUCAGGCACAGCAGUCUCAACGAACUCAAUCAGUGGUUGAUCACCUGACUUCAACGGCGUUGGCGCUGAAACAGCGCAGCGAUGUCUCCGCGUUACCGGAGGGUGGUGAAAAUUCGCUGGCGGAGAACGACUUCCCCACCGAGAACCUGCCCAAACCUCCCUACUCCUACAUCGCCCUCAUUGCUAUGGCAAUCAAAAGCACACCGGAAAAGAAAAUUACACUUAAUGGUGAGAUAAGCCAAUUAUUUUAUCGCAUUUCCCGUGUGAUUUCGCAUUGA